AUGUCAUUUGAUUCAUUUGGAGCUCAAGCUACCGUUGUUGUUUUCGGAGCCUCAGGAGAUUUGGCUAAAAAGAAGACAUUUCCUGCCCUCUUUGGACUUUUUAGAGAAGGUCAAUUACCAUCUGGAGUAAAAAUCAUUGGUUAUGCCAGAUCUAAAUUAGAAGAAGAUGAUUUUAAAUCUCGUAUUUCUGCCAAUUUCAAAAAGGGAACUCCUGAACAAGUUGAAAAUUUCCUUAAAUUAACUAGUUAUAUUAGUGGACCUUAUGAUGAAGAUGAAGGUUAUCAUAAAUUAAGAGAAUCAAUUGAACAAUAUGAAUCUCAUCAUGGUAUUAAAACUCCAGAACGUUUAUUUUAUCUUGCAUUACCUCCAUCAGUAUUUACAGUUGUAGCUUCUCAAUUGAAAAAGAAUGUUUAUGCUACUCAUGGUAAAACUAGAAUUAUUGUUGAAAAACCAUUUGGUCAUGAUUUAGAAUCAUCAAGAAAAUUACAAAAGGAUUUAGCUCCUCUUUUCUCUGAAGAAGAAUUAUAUAGAAUUGAUCAUUAUCUUGGUAAAGAAAUGGUUAAAAAUUUAUUGGUAUUAAGAUUUGGUAAUGAAUUCUUUAGUGGUACUUGGAAUGCUAAACAUAUUAAAUCAAUUCAAAUUUCCUUUAAAGAAGCCUUUGGUACUGAAGGUAGAGGAGGUUAUUUUGAUUCAAUUGGUAUAGUUCGUGAUGUUAUGCAAAAUCAUUUAUUACAAGUAUUGACUUUAUUGACUAUGGAAAGACCCGUAUCCUUUGAUCCAGAAGCAGUUAGAGAUGAAAAGGUUAAAGUAUUAAAGGCAUUUGCUCCUUUAGAUCCUGAUGAUGUUCUUCUUGGUCAAUAUACUAAAUCUGAAGAUGGUUCUAAACCAGGUUAUUUGGAUGAUGAUACUGUUAAACCAGAUUCCAAAUGUGUAACUUAUGCUGCAUUAGGUAUAGCUAUUAGAAAUGAAAGAUGGGAUGGUGUUCCAAUUGUUAUGAGAGCUGGUAAAGCCUUGGAUGAAUCUAAAGUUGAAAUUAGAAUUCAAUUCAAGCCUGUGGCUAGAGGUAUCUUUAAAGAAAUUCAAAGAAAUGAAUUGGUUAUUCGUGUUCAACCAAAUGAAGCAGUUUACUUGAAGAUAAAUUCAAAGAUUCCUGGUAUUUCUACUGAAACUUCUCUUACUGAUUUGGAUUUAACUUAUGCUACAAGAUAUUCUAAAGAUUUCUGGAUUCCUGAAGCUUAUGAAGCUUUAAUCAGAGAUUGUUACCUCGGAAACCAUUCUAAUUUUGUUAGAGAUGAUGAAUUAGAUGUAUCAUGGAAGUUAUUUACUCCAUUACUUCAAUAUCUUGAAGGUCCAGCAGCCCCAUCACCAGAAUUAUAUCCUUAUGGAUCAAAGGGUCCAAAAGCAUUACGUAAGUUUUUGAAUGAGCAUGAUUAUGUAUUUUCUGAUGAAGGUACUUAUGAAUGGCCAUUAACUACACCAAAUGUUAAGGGGAAAAUCUAA
Messenger RNA from Scheffersomyces amazonensis, 1500 nucleotides. It is a transcript of the gene ZWF1, whose product is annotated as glucose-6-phosphate dehydrogenase. Gene Ontology annotation, molecular function: NADP binding; glucose-6-phosphate dehydrogenase activity. Bases 1 to 1500 code for a protein of 499 amino acids. Gene Ontology annotation, cellular component: cytosol. Lineage: Eukaryota; Fungi; Ascomycota; Pichiomycetes; Serinales; Debaryomycetaceae. The transcript has a single exon. The record is from RefSeq and is a predicted model, not a curated record. Gene Ontology annotation, biological process: glucose metabolic process; pentose-phosphate shunt, oxidative branch.